AUGUCACCUUCACCUUGGCAAGACUACAUGAGACCGACCGUACCAGCACCAGAAGCGAACAAUGCUUUUAAAAAAAAAUCUACAGGAAUUCCGUACACAAAGCAAGGCUUGCGCUUAGCCAAUCUCUCCCUAUUCCACCUGUCAAGAAAACCAGCUGGAAGAUUGGAAUCAGUGGGCGUCAUCAGCCCCAUAUCUCGAAGAGCAUUUCAUCUACUUGAACUGGAGCAAUCUGGUGGGUCUAAUCCCUUGUAG
Messenger RNA from Leptosia nina, 252 nucleotides. NCBI's taxonomy places the organism in Eukaryota, Metazoa, Arthropoda, Insecta, Lepidoptera, Pieridae. The record is from the annotation of a GenBank genome assembly.